GAGAUUAUGGCGUCUUCUCCUAAAGUAAAGAGAACCACUAAACCCAGAGGUGCACAAAACCUCCCCAGAUCCCAGAAGGAUGCGUAUGCCAGACUUCUGAAUCAGCAUCAGAAUGGCAAGUUUCGUUCUUACUUGCAAGAGUUUGCAAAGCAGCAGGCAGAGGAGAACAUGAGGACACCAGUUAGCAGAUCUGUGAAUGAUGUAAACAGGAGAAAAAAAGGCAAUUCGGAAUCAUCUUAUUCUGGUGAUAGCUCUCAGCAGAGUAGACAGAUGGCUGACACGUCCAACUAUUUGCACACGGACAAAAAAAUCCAUCAGACAGUGUGCGCUGAUGACCAGGACAUGAAGCCUGGCAUGCUGGAAAAGCAUGCCACAACGGAGUCACAUAAGGCUGCUGCACCCAGAAAGGUACCCACAAAACAGCAACUGGAGAGAAGUGAAAAAGACAUCAAAGGGAGCACAAGUCUAGUGGGAUCUGAGGAAUGUGACGCUCAACAGUUGAGCGGUUCAUGUGGGGAGGAAAAAGCAAAGAAAAAAUCAAAGAAGAGGAGAUCAAAAAGAAAUUUGGAGAAAAAAGACAUGGGGGCAUCAUGUGGUCCCGAAGUUGAUGCCAUUGUUGCUGGGAAAUCAGCAAAUAAAAACGUCAAAGCUCCUCAAGCACCAAAAGAAAGUUUACAUCAAAAGGACAAAGAUAAAAACGCUAAAGAUUGUAGAGGCUCCCGGAAGCUACUGUUCGAGGAGUACAUGUUCACAGAGGAUGUGUCUGCAGGCCUAAAGAGAGGAGAACUCAUUCAGGGAGCACUGAGGAUAAACCCUAAGAAGUACAAGGAAGCUUUUGUCCCAUCUCCUGAUGGGUUAGCCGAUAUCUUUCUGGAUGGAAUUGCAGCUCGUAACAGGGCUCUCAAUGGAGAUGUUGUUGUGGUGAAAGUUCUACCCCCUGAACAGUGGAAGGCAGUCAAUGGAGAUAUAAAUGAGAGAACUCUAUCCAGUCAGAAUGCACCAAAGGCUCCUGAUGUCAUAGUGGAGGCCCAUUACAAUGAAGAAGAUGAGGUGAUCAGUAAAAUGAAGAAUGCCAAUCUCCAUGAUAAAGCCCCUAUCACAACACAUUCUGUCAAACAUGCUAAUGCAUGCUUCACUUCUGGAUCAAGUUCAGAGAGAGCUAUGCAAAGGACUGGAAAGGUUGUAUUCAUUGUUGAGAAGAAGCACUCAAGAGCAGCAUCAGGCUUCCUCAAAUUUCUUCCCAACAAGAAUUUUGCUAUGUUCUCUCCUGUGGACCAUCGGGUCCCGAGAGUUAAUGUGCCUCUCGCAGAUUGUCCUGCAGACUUUAUCUCCAGACCUGGAGACUAUGAAAACACACUCUUCAUCUGCCGAAUAACACAGUGGUCAGCAGACAACAGCUUUGCUGAAGGGCGGCUUGCAAAAACUUUAGGGCAAGCAGGUGAAAUAGAGCCGGAAACAGAAGGCAUCCUGACUGAAUAUGAUGUGGACUUCUCAGAGUUUUCCAAGGAGGUCUUGAAUUGUCUUCCCCAAGAUCUGCCCUGGAGCAUCCCUGAUCAUGCGCUCUCUAAAAGAAGAGAUCUCAGAAACGAAUGCAUAUUUACCAUCGACCCAGCUACAGCCAGAGAUCUGGAUGAUGCACUGUCCUGCAAACAACUCUCAGAUGGUAAUUUUGAAGUUGGUGUUCAUAUAGCUGAUGUGAGUUACUUUGUGGAGGAAGGAAAUGCCUUGGAUCAAAUCGCUGGCCAAAGAGCCACGAGUGUUUAUCUUGUCCAAAAGGUGAUCCCCAUGUUGCCUCGUCUUCUGUGUGAGGAGCUAUGCAGCUUGAAUCCUCUGACCGAUAGACUGACAUUCUCUGUCAUUUGGAAGCUUUCUCCAGAGGGAAAGAUCCUGAGUGAGUGGUUUGGGCGAACUGUCAUCUGUUCCUGCAUUAAGCUGAGUUAUGAUCAUGCUCAGAGUAUGAUUGAAGCUCCUGACAAGCACUUUAGUGCUGAAGAACUGCCAAACUGCUCCCCAGACCACAGCAUCCACGAGAUACAAGAAGCCGUCCUCAACUUGCACAACAUUGCCCAACAACUCCGAGCCCAGCGCUUUGAGUGUGGAGCUCUCCGGCUUGACCAGCUUAAGCUAUCUUUCACCCUCGAUAAGGAGUCCAGCAUGCCUCAGGGCUGUUACAUCUAUCAGUAUCGGGACAGCAACAAACUGGUGGAGGAGUUCAUGUUGCUGGCAAACAUGGCGGUCGCCCAUCAGAUCUACCGCACAUACCCAGAAUUAGCCCUACUGCGGAGACACCCGCCACCCCAGAGCAAGAUGGUGGAUGACCUGCAGGAAUUUUGUGACCAAAUGGGCCUUGAUGUUGACUUCUCCUCAUCUGGGGCACUCCAUAGGAGUCUGAAUGAAAGCUUUGGGGAUGACGAGUAUACAGCUGCCAGGAAAGAAGUUCUCACUCACAUGUGCUCCAGGCCAAUGCAGAUGGCGGUGUAUUUCUGUUCUGGAGCUCUGAAGGAUGAGAAGUUCUUCCGUCAUUAUGCUCUGAAUGUGCCUCUUUACACACACUUCACUUCACCUAUACGACGCUAUGCUGAUGUCAUAGUGCACCGUCUACUGGCCGCCUCCAUUGACUGUGGGCCACGUUUGAGUCUCACAGGAGAGGAAGUACACAAACAGUCAUCCCACUGCAAUGACAGGAAGACUGCUUCAAAGAGAGUUCAAGAGCUGAGCUCUGAACUUUUCUUUGCUGUCUUUGUGAAGGAGUGUGGUCCUCUGGAUUCGGAGGCUAUGGUCAUGGGGGUUCUGGACCAGUCCUUUGAUGUGCUGGUGCUUCGCUAUGGAGUGCAGAAACGAAUCUACUGUAAUUCAUUAGAGGGACUAAAGGCGGUCAACUUCCGUAAAGUGGGAAAAAAAACAGAGAUGACGCUUUUUUGGGAAACAGGUGACCCAAGCAAGGAGUUACAACAGGAGAUCUCCAUCUUCACCCUGUUGAAUGUUCAGCUGAAGGCAGAUCGAGUUCCUAUGAAAUACAGUGCUGUGCUCAAGAGACCCUCAGCACUUGUAUGAAUUAUCCCAUUUUUAUUUCCGCAGGUUUAUUCUUAACCAAACAGAAGUAUCAAUGGUGACAAAGGCUUCUCCUCUGCACCAGUAAACCAUGAACUCAGUUUUAUGUGAUUUUAUUUGACUUUUAUAGGAUUUUGUUCUGAAAUCUGCCAAAUGCACAUUUCUUUUAAUUUGGGAAUGUUAAGUGUUCAAGUU
This is a messenger RNA of Rhinichthys klamathensis goyatoka, 3246 nucleotides long. RefSeq names its product DIS3 like 3'-5' exoribonuclease 2 (gene dis3l2). NCBI's taxonomy places the organism in Eukaryota, Metazoa, Chordata, Actinopteri, Cypriniformes, Leuciscidae. Gene Ontology annotation, molecular function: 3'-5'-RNA exonuclease activity; RNA binding. The transcript has 20 exons. The coding region runs from base 7 to 3054 and encodes 1015 amino acids. Gene Ontology annotation, biological process: miRNA catabolic process. Gene Ontology annotation, cellular component: exosome (RNase complex); P-body. The record is from RefSeq and is a predicted model, not a curated record.